Molecule: messenger RNA, 3001 nt
Organism: Xiphophorus maculatus (southern platyfish)
Lineage: Eukaryota; Metazoa; Chordata; Actinopteri; Cyprinodontiformes; Poeciliidae
Product: transcription factor COE3-like
Exons: 16
Coding region: 404-2119 (571 amino acids)
Biological process (GO): regulation of transcription by RNA polymerase II
Molecular function (GO): RNA polymerase II cis-regulatory region sequence-specific DNA binding; DNA-binding transcription factor activity, RNA polymerase II-specific
Source: RefSeq, a predicted model, not a curated record
GGUUCUGCCGUCCAGUCCUGUGGGGCCGCAGGGCUGAGAGUUUGUGGUCCGUCCCGGGCGGCCGCCUCGCUGCUCUCUUUGGGGAAAAGCCGAGCACUGGGCUUCGAUUCGCCGUCCAAAGCGUUUCCUCUGAGGAUUCUUCCUCUCUUCUUCUCUUCCUCUCCUCUGCGGGUUCAUCAUGUCGGCCGACUGUUGAAUCUUUUUUCUGCCCUUCCAUCGCCUAAAGUUGAAUAAAGCAGAAAAACAGAAAGUUCUGAAGCCAAUAAAGAACUUCUCAAAUUUCCCAGUUUUUGCUCUUCGUCCUCCAUUAUUAAAAUGUCUUCCGCCCUGAACCUGCGCUCCGUCCUGUAGCGCUGCGCUCCUCCAGUCCAGCUCUUCUUCUUCUGGUGUUUUUUGUUGGGAGAUGUUUGGGAUCCAGGACAGCCUGCCUCGCGGCGCCGCGGCCGGGCUGAAGGAGGAGCCGCUGGCCGUCCGCUCCUGGAUGCACUCGGCCGGCGUGGUGGACGCCAACACCGCCGCUCAGAGCGGGGUGGGGUUAGCUCGAGCUCACUUUGAGAAGCAGCCGCCGUCCAACCUGAGGAAAUCCAACUUCUUCCACUUCGUGCUGGCGCUGUACGACCGGCAGGGGCAGCCCGUCGAGAUCGAACGCACCACAUAUGUCGACUUUGUGGAGAAAGAAAAGGAGCCAAGCGGAGAGAAAACCAACAACGGGAUUCAUUACAAGCUGCAGCUACUUUACAGCAACGGUGUCCGAACGGAGCAAGACCUCUACGUCCGACUCAUCGACUCCAUGACCAAACAGGCCAUCAUCUACGAGGGCCAGGACAAGAACCCUGAGAUGUGCCGAGUCCUGCUCACUCAUGAGAUCAUGUGCAGCCGAUGCUGCGACAAGAAGAGCUGUGGAAACAGGAAUGAGACGCCAUCAGACCCGGUCAUCAUCGACAGGUUCUUUCUGAAGUUCUUCCUGAAGUGUAACCAGAACUGUCUGAAGAACGCAGGGAACCCUCGGGACAUGAGGCGGUUCCAGGUGGUGGUUUCUACAACCGUCAACGUAGACGGCCAUGUCCUCGCUGUAUCAGACAACAUGUUCGUCCAUAACAACUCCAAACAUGGCCGCCGAGCUCGAAGAUUGGAUCCAUCUGAGGCAGCCACUCCCUGUAUAAAAGCCAUCAGUCCCAGUGAGGGCUGGACGACGGGCGGCGCCACCGUCAUUCUCAUCGGAGACAACUUCUUCGAUGGACUCCAGGUUGUCUUCGGGACCAUGCUGGUGUGGAGCGAGCUGAUCACGCCCCACGCCAUCCGGGUCCAGACUCCGCCCCGUCACAUCCCCGGGGUCGUUGAGGUCACGUUGUCCUACAAGUCCAAACAGUUCUGCAAAGGAGCGCCGGGACGCUUUGUCUACACUGCGCUCAAUGAGCCAACCAUCGACUAUGGCUUCCAGAGGUUACAGAAGGUCAUCCCCCGUCACCCUGGAGACCCUGAGAGGCUACCCAAGGAAGUGCUGCUGAAGCGAGCCGCUGACCUGGUGGAGGCGCUCUAUGGCAUGCCGCACAACAACCAGGAGAUCAUCCUGAAGCGAGCGGCGGACAUCGCCGAGGCGCUCUACAGCGUUCCCAGGAACCACAACCAGAUCCCGUCGCUAGGGAACUCCACCUCCCACGGCAUGAUGGGAGUCAACUCCUUUGGCGGCCAGCUGGCCGUCAACGUCUCCGAGACGGGUCAAGUGGGCUACAAUCGGAACACCAGCAGCGUGUCGCCGCGGGGAUACGUCCCAAGCUCCACCCCCCAGCAGAGUAACUAUGGCAACACCGUCAGCAGCAGCAUGAACGGCUACGGAAAUGCCAGCAUGCCAAACCUCGGAGUGGCGACGUCUCCGGGUUUCCUGAACGGAUCGUCGGCCAACUCGCCCUACGGCAUUGUCCCGUCCAGUCCCAGCAUGGCCGUGUCCAACUGUAACUCGUCUCACGGAGUUUUCUCCUUCUCGGCUGCCGUCAAACAGAAGAGCGCCUUCGCUCCGGUGGUCCGGCCUUCGGCUUCGCCUCCUCCUCCGCCCAACUGCUCCGGCGGGAACGCCAACGGACUGCAAGCCAUGUCAGGACUCGUCGUUCCUCCGAUGUAGAUCCUUCCUCACCCUCAGCCUCGAGCAGCAAUCACCACAGAGGGGGAGGGGCCAGUGGUCCCUGGAGGCGGAGCAUCAGGCAGCUGCUGACCAAUCAAAGACCUGAUCCUGUUCUGAUUGGACACGGACCAUAAGAAAGACUUUUAGUGCCGCAUUUUUCUGCAGGUGCUUCAACCUUCUGUUCCGCUCUGAUGUCUAGUCUGUUAAUGUACACCUGUGAUGUCGCACCUGGGAUGUGACAUCACUUCUUGUACCUGGGUGGGCUUGGUCUUUUUUUUUAAUGACAGAUUAAAGGUAACGUCUGCUGUUUUUAUCUGAUAUUAGCAGGUGUUAGCUGUGUGAUGACACAGAGACCUGUGGAUACACCUGGGUGGAGGUGAUUCUGAAAGUGGGCGGAGCUAAUAUUCAGAAACCUCAUCUGGACUCACUGGGUCCAUCCUGGUUCUGAUCAGCUUAUUUAAAACCUUUCAUUUCUAUUAAACACAGAGUUGUGUUAAAGCAGUUAUGAAAAAGCAGAAGCGCCUGCUUUUUGAUGGCUACACUGUAAAAACUAACCCUGCAUAGCAUCCUAAAUAGCCACUGGAGCCCCGCCCCUUUCACACUGGGUUCUGUGAUUUUUGCUGAGUACUCUUUUGUGACUGCUGUGGUUGAUGACACGCCCCUCCAUCACCAUGGCAACCUGUUUUUGUAUCAUAUCAAGAUCUAGAUAUUUAUAUCAGAUUGUUUUUAGUAUUGAUGGAUGUUUGUCAUGUCGUCGUGUUGUUGCCACACCAACAGCCCUGGUUUUAUAUCACGUGUUUAUAGAGCUGCUGCUGUCCAACCAGCUGCGCCUGUUUGUUUUGAAUGUGAACAUGUUGUAAUUUCUCCACAGUGAAUAAAGUC